UUUUUAUUGUAUUGUCAUGCAUAAAUAAAAUAAAUAGCUCAAAAUAAAAAUAAUUAUUGUUUGAUUUACGUGUCAACUUCGUAUUUGACAUACCUUUUCCAGUUCAAUUUUGUUCUCUAACUGCUUUUGCCUAUUGAAUGCUUCCAACUCCUCCCUUGAGACUGUUUUGACACCUUCUUUGGCCAAUUUCUUGGUCCAGACAAAGGUAUUAGUCAAAGCUGAAUCUCCGAACGGAUUGUCUUGGUUAGUGUAGCACUGGUACUCAUUGUCCCAACCCAUCCGCUCACGCCUUUUUCUCUCUUUCUCUUGUUUCUCUUGAAGACGACGUGCCCUGUACAAAUGCAACAUAACAUGUCAUCUAAAUUAAUACAAUAAGUGAAGACUUCAUUAUACAGAACUCAGUUAUAAAUGUUUGCGAAUAUCCAGAAUUUUAUCCUGCCAAGCACCAACUGAAAUAUUUUUUACCUACAACUGACGAAACAAGGAGGAGUGUCAUAUAUUCAAGGAUUAUAAUAUAUUAUGUAUGUAUGAGUUUCAAGGAGCACGAUGGUGCAAGUCGUAAGCACGUUCUGCUGCGAUCGUUGAAGUUAAGCAAUUUUUGCAAUGGUCAGUCAUUGGAUUUAACCAAAAAAUGAUUAUCUUAAGCUCUUCCGGUUGUAUCUGCAGACUUUAGCACACACCAAUAUUACAAGCAAUGUAUUUUAAAAUAAAUCAAUGUAUCACAGGUCUCCAUUAUCAAAGCCAGAACUAUUUUAGUUUUUCUUUUAUUAUUACAUUAUGGAUAUCAGUCUCGAUGAUGAUUUACAGUAAAUACUACUACUGUUAGCAUGUAAAAAAAGACCAUAAAUUAUUAUUAUUAUUAAAUGGCCCCUUAUCCUUUCCUCUAUUAUCAAAUACUAGCCCCAAAGUAAGCCUGUAGGAUUGUAUUAUGGGAUUCUUGGGUAACGCAUAGAAUACAUAUAGUAAGUUAGUUUUUCAGGGCAGUUUCCACACUUAGUCUUAAUUAUUGGACCAGGAGUGGGAACACCUUCAUGCACUUUUGUAGAGGUAUUCAUACAUAUUCAUAUACCUACAUAUUAAAUAUCCAUAGCUGGAGUACAAAUGCUUGUGUUCAUCACACAAACAUCUGCUCCCACCGGAAUUUCGAACCUGGGACGUACGAGUAGGCGACACCUUGAAACCUGGCAUACAAAACACUGGGCCACAGAGGUUGUCAAAUAUAUUUCUUUAUUCUAUUUCUGCUAUCAAAAUUUAAGUUAAGUUUGAAGAAUUAUGCCAAGAUCAGGCCCAAAAACAAUCUCAUUUGACUCUUGUAAGUAAAAUAGUCAUUUCAUGAUUGAAAUUCAAAUAGGAUAGUUUAAAAAAAUCAAUACAAUUGAAUAUAGUGGUGUCGAUUUUGGCAUGAUUCUCUAAACCUAAACUUAAAUUAGACAACAGUGUAUCCACAUCCCUAAUAAGGCUAGUUAUUGCAGUCUCUGUACACCCACUAUUAUUUCUUUCAAUAUUUCUACCCAAUCUUUCCGUGUACCAGAUUUAAUCUAAUCUAGUAUUUCCAACAUGGAUAAAGGCAAUAAAGAAAUACAUAACAGAUUAUUCAGUACACAUAAAACUUAAAAAUUUAUAUGAAUUUAGAAAAUAAACAUAAAAUAAUAAAUAACCAUAUUAUACAGUACCUCUUUUCCUCAGGAGUCUCAUUAGCUUUCAUCAGCUCUUUUUGCUUCUUCUUCUCUUCUUUGAGACGGAGGCGUUCUGCUUCUAGUCUCUGGAGUAGUUUCAAUUCUUCUUCAUCUGUAUCACUGCUGUUAGAGCUACUGCUAGAUGAAGAAUGUCUCUUCUUUUUCUUCUUACUUUUCUUAUGUUUAUGUUUUUUAUCUUUCUUAUUCUUUUCCCUACUGGAAGAUCUGUGCUUGUUGGAUCUGUCUGGAGAGAGUGAUCUUGAUUUCCGCUCAUAACUUCUGGGUCUAUUGUCACGUCGACGUUCUACAGAUCUACUUUUAGAAUGUUCCUGAUAUCUCGUCACCUCAUGUCUCGAAGACCUGUUAAAAAUAAAAAUUAUCUUGUUUUAACAUAUAGUUCAAAAUAGUAUUUAUAAGUUUACACUCAGUUAUACAUGUUUCUUCACAAGAUCCAUAUCUAUUAUUUAGAAAAUUAAAGGUUUCAUUGCAGGGACAACGGAUUGGGUAAAAGAUUGUACUUACAUUCUUUUUCAAGAAAAAGUUGCAAUAAACAACACAAUAUUUGGUUGCAGUAAAAUUUUCACGAGAACCCACACACACAGCAAUAGAAAUUAUUUUGUUGACAUUUCCAGUCCAGGUUUCCACAGAUUACGGACAAAGAUUACUCAGUCAAGUCAAAGCAGACAGAUGUAUCGCGUGGCAAAUUCCGUUGUUAGAGUGAGAUCACACACGCACAGUAGAGCAGCAUCCCGUUUUAACAGCUGUUUUUGCAUUCAGUUGAUGACACUGGGUUGCGUUUAAAACCCCGUUGUAACUUUUAAUAUCGAAGUUAUGUCAAAAUUGAAAUGUCAAGGUAAAAAUUUGCACUCAGAGCCUCUCAGAGCCUAGGUUUAGAACGAAGCCCGGGACUAAUUGCCAACGGAGAGAACAGAACCAAAAAAAAAUUGCCUUGUUGAAAUUCGCUAUGUAUAUUUGACAGCAGUCCUUUGCAGCAGUCUCUCCUCAUUCAGAGCAUGAUAAGUAAGCUACAUUCUCAGUCAGAAACUUUCGAAAAUGUCGUUCUUACGAGGUUCGGAAAAUUAUGUGUGGUGUACAACGAGCGUAUUAGGUAAGGGAGCCACAGGGGCUGUUUUUCAAGGAGUGAAUAAAAACAAUGGUGAACCAGUGGCAGUGAAAACAUUCAACCAGCUCAGCCACAUGAGACCUCAUGAUGUCCAGAUGCGGGAGUUUGAAGUGCUAAAGAAAGUGAAACAUAAAAAUAUUGUAAAGCUACUGGCAAUUGAAGAGGAACAAGAGGGCAGAGGCAAAGUUAUUGUAAUGGAGUUGUGCACUGGGGGCAGCCUAUUCAAUAUUUUAGAUGACCCUGAGAACACUUAUGGCUUGCAAGAGCAAGAGUUCCUUCUAGUCCUAGAACAUUUAACAGCUGGUAUGAAGCAUUUGAGAGAUAACAAUUUAGUACAUAGAGAUUUAAAGCCAGGUAACAUAAUGAAGUAUAUUAAUGAAGAUGGCACAACAACAUAUAAGUUGACAGAUUUUGGGGCAGCAAGAGAACUGCAGGAAGAAGAACAAUUUGUUUCGUUAUAUGGUACUGAAGAAUACCUUCAUCCUGACAUGUAUGAGAGAGCAGUGCUGAGGAAACCAGUGGGAAAAAGUUUUGGUGCAACAGUAGAUCUGUGGUCCAUAGGAGUUACUUUGUACCAUGUGGCAACAGGACAGUUGCCAUUUAGGCCAUAUGGAGGUAGAAGAAAUAAAGAAACCAUGUUUUACAUUACAACCAAGAAAGCAUCUGGUGUCAUAUCUGGGACACAAACAACAGAAAAUGGACCUAUAGAGUGGUCACGAGAGCUACCGGCACAUUGUCAGCUCAGUGUCGGGCUUCGUAAGCUGGUGACCCCGUUACUGGCUGGCCUGCUGGAAGUGGACCCGCACAGGAUAUGGAGCUUUGAGCGCUUCUUUUCAGAAGUGCAGAUAGCAACAUCCACAAUUCCUGUUCAUAUAUUCCAUGUCAACAAAGCCUCUAGUCUGAAGGUGUUUCUGAAACCGGAUGAAAAAUUCGAACAUCUGCAGACAUACAUAUUGGAGCAGACCAGCGUGGUGGCCGAGUCGCAGAUCAUCCUCUACAAGGACCGCCUGCUGCUCACUGAGAUUGAGGAGAACACGCUUGGUAAGAACUUCCCGGAGACGACGGAGGAGCGGCCGCUGAUGUUGUUCAACAAGAACAACCACAACGUGAGCCUGCCGCCGGAACCGGACCCGCCCAAGUUUCCCGUCUUCCCCAACAUCGUGUCCGUGGAGAACGACGCCACGCAGGCCAAGACGGCGUGCAGCGUGGGGCACGCGGUGUGUCGGCGGGUGGAGGCGCUGUGUGCGGCGUCGGUGCUGUGCGCGCUGUGCGUGCGGUGGUGGGGCGGGCUGGUCGGGGCGCGGCUGCAGGCGGCGGCGGCGCGCGCGCACCACUGCGCCGCGCACGCAGACCGCCUGCACUCGGCCGCGCGCGCGCUGCAGCUGGCCGCGCGCCGGCACCCGCGCCCGCACCCGCCUGUGGCCACUACUGCCGCGCCUGCCACUACUGCCGCGCGAGCCAGAGAGGUGCGUGCGGUGGUGGGGCGGGCUGGUCGGGGCGCGGCUGCAGGCGGCGGCGGCGCGCGCGCACCACUGCGCCGCGCACGCAGACCGCCUGCACUCGGCCGCGCGCGCGCUGCAGCUGGCCGCGCGCCGGCACCCGCGCCCGCACCCGCCUGUGGCCACUACUGCCGCGCCUGCCACUACUGCCGCGCGAGCCAGAGAGGUGCGUGCGGUGGUGGGGCGGGCUGGUCGGGGCGCGCACGCAGGCGGCGGCGGCGCGCGCGCACCACUGCGCCGCGCACGCAGACCGCCUGCACUCGGCCGCGCGCGCGCUGCAGCUGGCCGCGCGCCGGCACCCGCGCCCGCACCCGCCUGUGGCCACUACUGCCGCGCCUGCCACUACUGCCGCGCGAGCCAGAGAGGUGCGUGCGGUGGUGGGGCGGGCUGGUCGGGGCGCGCACGCAGGCGGCGGCGGCGCGCGCGCACCACUGCGCCGCGCACGCAGACCGCCUGCACUCGGCCGCGCGCGCGCUGCAGCUGGCCGCGCGCCGGCACCCGCGCCCGCACCCGCCUGUGGCCACUACUGCCGCGCCUGCCACUACUGCCGCGCGAGCCAGAGAGGUGCGUGCGGUGGUGGGGCGGGCUGGUCGGGGCGCGCACGCAGGCGGCGGCGGCGCGCGCGCACCACUGCGCCGCGCACGCAGACCGCCUGCACUCGGCCGCGCGCGCGCUGCAGCUGGCCGCGCGCCGGCACCCGCGCCCGCACCCGCCUGUGGCCACUACUGCCGCGCCUGCCACUACUGCCGCGCGAGCCAGAGAGGUGCGUGCGGUGGUGGGGCGGGCUGGUCGGGGCGCGCACGCAGGCGGCGGCGGCGCGCGCGCACCACUGCGCCGCGCACGCAGACCGCCUGCACUCGGCCGCGCGCGCGCUGCAGCUGGCCGCGCGCCGGCACCCGCGCCCGCACCCGCCUGUGGCCACUACUGCCGCGCCUGCCACUACUGCCGCGCGAGCCAGAGAGGUGCGUGCGGUGGUGGGGCGGGCUGGUCGCGGCGCGCACGCAGGCGGCGGCGGCGCGCGCGCACCACUGCUGACCCUUUGACGCAUUCAUUGAUGUCAUUAAUAUAAAGGAUAAGUAACAAUGGUCCCGAUUGAGAGCCCUGAGGAACACCAGAAGUAAUAGAUCUAUACUGAGAAGUAUAUCCUCGCACGGAAACGGAAGCUUGCAAGCGAUUUUCGAUAUUCAAAAUGUGUUGUAGUGAUGGGGUGUGGGUAACUCACGGGAGUAAUCACAACGAGCGUUCCAUGUGAAAUAAACAUUUUAUUAACUUAACCUACAUCUUAUAUACUACUAUCUUAUAUAUAGGGCUUAAAUACCUAAUCGUAUCGGGAAUGAUUAUCAUCACGUAGUACGCGUGAUUUACACUUCACCACAGUGUGCGCAUCUUUAAUUUCGCGGCUAAAAGUAUUUGUUUUUUUAAUUAUGUAUGCAUCGGGUAGAAUUGUUGAAGAGUAGCAAGAAGUUUUUAAAUGUUACAUUAAAGAAUCAAUCGCGAUAGUCGAUAAAUUGCGCAGUCCGCAGUUAUAAAUCCGUAGCCAUUUAACGUGCCGGGAGCUAUAUAAUGUUGUAUUUAUUGUAGGCGCACGCGCUGCACGCAGCAGCGUCGGCACUAGUAAGCCGACACGCGGGCGGCGCCGCGCUGCGGGAGGAGUGGGACGCGGGCGGGGACAACGCGCCCUGUCCCGCCGCCGCGAGACUCAACGCGCGCGCCCGGACGCUGGUAAUGUGCUGCAUAUAUAUACAUACAUACAGGCGGGCGGGAGGAGUGGGACGCGGGCGGGGACAACGCGCCCUGUCCCGCCGCCGCGAGACUCAACGCGCGCGCCCGGACGCUGGUAAUGUGCUGCAUAUAUAUACAUACAUACAGGCGGGCGGGAGGAGUGGGACGCGGGCGGGGACAACGCGCCCUGUCCCGCCGCCGCGAGACUCAACGCGCGCGCCCGGACGUUGGUGGCUCGGUUGCGCGACUCGUGGCAGCACCUAGUGCGGGAUCGCGCGACUCGCUCGCUGACCUACAACGACGAGCAGUUCCACGUGCUAGAGCGGAUCACCGUCGCCGAGACCGCGCGCCGGCUGCGGGCCAUACUGCAGCAGGCCGCGCCCGCAGCACGCGCCCGCGCCGCGCACCUCGCCGACUGGCACAAGGUGGCGGCCACAGUGUUCCUGCAGACGCAGAUCCUGGACAAGGACGUGGCGAGCCUGGAGCUGAAGCUGCUGGCGCUGGCGGCGCGCCUGCAGGACGCGGAGCAGGCGGUGCGGACCGCGCUUGAUGCCCAAGACAAGCCCAUGGAGGAAGGAGCGGACGAGGUUAGAUCCAAUGAUAAGGCGGGGUCCGGUCAGACGGCGACACCCACAGCCUCAGCGCGGGGCGUGGGGUGCGCGGGGGCGGGGGUCAGGGCUCUACUGUCGGCACAAGCGGAGGCGGGCGCCGCCGUCAGGCACAACGCCGCGCUCCUCGCCACACUCCGCGCCCUCACCGACCAGCUGCAGCCCUAGCGCUCCGCCCCAUCACUGUCCUCCAGCGAUGCCCCGCCCUCCAGCGAUGCCCCGCCCUCCAGCGAAGCCCCGCCCUCGAGCGAUGCCACGCCCUCAAGCGAUGCCACGCCCUCCAGCGAUGCCCCGUCCUCCAGCGACGCCCCGCCCUCAACCGACACCUCGUUAGACUCCCCCUCCCCGCCGGCCACUGUCAUACAUCACUCUUCGGAGUCUUCGUCGGAAUCGCGCUCCACCUGUGCGCUCGUGUAGUGAAGUGCCCGGGAUACAGUGCGAUCCUCAAAAUCCCGCUCCAAUAGUGACUAAUAUGAUUAUAGUGAGAUUUAUUUUAGUGAGGAUCACGCUCCGAGUUCGUGUUGCGACUGAUAUAGUGGGAUUCAAACUUAAUCGCGCUUGUGAAGUUACCGUAAAUAUGAAUAAAUCUGUAUUCGAUAUCAAUUAUUAUAUGUACUUAAAAAAACCAAAAGGUGCAGAAGACUACAUAGCCUGAAAUAAGAUUGUCCUGUGCUUCAGACAAAAGGAUCACAGAUCUACUUGAAAUAUGUAUGGGUUAUACACCUUUAGAGAAGAGAUUGCUAAAUAGAAAGUCACUGGAAACAAUUACUGAGAGUUUAUUGGGAUAAUUUACACUACUAUAACAAAGUCUAUAAACAGGAAAAUUAAAAAAAGUAUGGUAAAAGUAUGGUUUACGUAUGGUGAAAAGGUAAGAGUGAGUACGCGCGGUUGGUAAGGCUACCGGAUAGACACUAAUUAUAGAUUCAAUAUGUUAUUAUUGCGAAACAAUGAAAUUAAUAAAUUAUAAAGUAAUAAGUCGCGCAGCGGGUCAUAUUGCUGACGCGUUAACCUACUUAAUAUGAGUUUAAUGUGCGGCUAAACCCGUACAAAAUAAUCAAUAGCACAAUCAAAAAGAGAAUAACAAAAAACAAAUAUACUUAAUCUUGUUAUAAUGCUUGAUGUUUAAAUCUAAAGAACUGCUUGAUGUUUAAAUCUAAAGAAAAUGUAACUAGAAAAAAUUCCACGUGGACCAGGCAGCAGACGGGACUCGAACCCGCACCCUUCGCAAUCCGGGCGAAUGCACUGACCAAUUAUGCUACCGCGGCCCUCAUGGACCGCGUCGAAAUACCUCUAGCCAUUCUUAAGCUGCAAGGCAGCGCCAUCUCUUCGCAUUAUAGGUAACCCACAAUGUCAAAUGAAUACUGUUACAAGUAUUAAACAUUUGAAAGAAGAAAUAGCAGUUAUAGUUAUAAUUUAAAUUUUUAAAGCAUGUAACUGCUUGAUGUUUAAAUCUAAAGAAUACUUAAUCUAAUUUAAACGUUUUAUUAAUUAUGAUAUGCUAAUUACAGCCCUCCUGGCUAAUUACAUACUGACGCUAAAGCUUCACCCCUUCUGUUUCCUCGAGCAAUGAAUCAUUAGGCUCCCCGCCAGCCACUGACAUACAACACUCUUUGAAAUCUUCAACGGAAUCGCGCUCCAACAUGCGCUCCUUUUACGACUGAUAAAGUACCAAUCAAACUAUUUGGCGACUGUAAAGUUAACGCAACCCACGGUAACGAAAUGUACAGUACCCCUAGCACGAACCAAUAUCGAAUUCGAAUAGUUUGCGAGUACGAAAUGUCGUUGUCAAAUGUGUACUGAUUUUUAGUUCUCGUUACGUACUUUUUGCCGCUGCUGUUCAAAUUUCCAUACAAAAUUUGUCAUCGACAUUUCGCACUCUCAAAUCGAAUUCGAAUUCCAUAACACUACGGGAUAUUGGCGAAAUUUCUGUGUAAAACGGUAACAGCCACAGAACAAAAAAAAAUGAUUCGUGCUAAGGGUACUGUACAGUGCGACAAGGAUUUAUAUGAAUGUGAGUGACAGUUCAGGGAGGGCGUCAUUGUCUACGUAAAUGACAUAUAAAAUAUGACGUUUACGGCGUUUAAUACGGCGUUAGUUCCAAUUUUCGCCACACUCAUAAAGAUUCUUGUCGCACUAUUAGAUGAUUUAGGUACGCGUAGGAUGUCAUUGAACGCAUAUUUGCAGUUUUUAUUCUAAGUUCACAAACAAAGUCAUAUACAGUAUGAAUCACAUUAUAAACACAUCGCACCAAGUUUUUUCAAUUUAAAGUAAUUACCGGAUUAGUCUCUCUGAUAUAUCGCCAUGUUUUUAAUGCCAUGA
Molecule: messenger RNA, 8947 nt
Organism: Chilo suppressalis (striped riceborer)
Lineage: Eukaryota; Metazoa; Arthropoda; Insecta; Lepidoptera; Crambidae
Source: the annotation of a GenBank genome assembly